Alternaria novae-zelandiae is the source of this 441-nucleotide messenger RNA. RefSeq lists its product as uncharacterized. NCBI's taxonomy places the organism in Eukaryota, Fungi, Ascomycota, Dothideomycetes, Pleosporales, Pleosporaceae. The transcript has 4 exons. The coding region runs from base 1 to 441 and encodes 146 amino acids. The record is from RefSeq and is a predicted model, not a curated record.
AUGUCUUCAACCCCCUCUAUUGCCGAACUGCAAGCCUACUCUGAGGAGAUACAAGCCCUUUACAAGAAACUUCCCAACCUCCGCGACCUGCCCGACAACAAAGUCAACGAGACAGCCGCACUCGAACAGGACGUCAAGAACCUCGACGUGAAAGAACAGUCCCUCGAAGAUAAAGUAGACGCCUACGUUAAAGGGUUCCUCUACAUCGGCGGACCGAAACCUCGACGACAAAAGCAAUUACAAGGCGCCGCUGGCAGCCUCACCGACAAGAUCGCAAAGGAGUCCUCCGACUCAACCGCAUCCUCGCACGACAACCACGCCGAGGGCGGAAACCUACUCGCUUCAGCUCACAAUUCCAAGGGCCCAGCCAUUCCGGACAACAUGCCCAAGGCGGAGAGCAAGGAGGACCUCAAGAAGAGGGCUGAGGAGCUGAACAAAUAG